AUGCCCGAAUCUACGCCCCAAACGGCCGACUCAGGAACACCCAAGGCUGGUGCCCCUAAGGACAAGAACUGCCCCUUUUGUGGGCAAGCAUUCACCUCUUCUUCGCUCGGCCGCCAUCUCGAUCUGUAUAUCAAAGAGAAGAACCCAAAGCCCGCGGAUGGAAUUCACGAUGUCGAUGCUAUCAGAAAGCUUCGCGGUGGCAUCACCAGACGACAGCCCCGGGGUUCUCUUGGCGGGAGGCGUGAAGCCUCGACUCCAGUCGGAACGCCCAGGGCACAUGUCGUAAAGGAUACACCCGUCCCUGAGAAUGAAGACUUUCAAUCCCCUGUUCUCUCCAAGGAUAAUCAGCUCUCCGUCGAUUCGACCAUGACAUAUGCGCCAGCUUUUCAGCCAACAUGGGAGGCGACGGGCGUUAUGAACGACAUCCCGAAACGGGGCAGCUGGGAGAGUGAUGCCGCACCCGAGCCACCAAAACGCCCUGGUAUGCAACGUACUGUCAGCAAACAGGCUAUUCAAAAAGCCCAGUUUGAUGUCAAGCAAAAACUUUCAGACGCUAUGGAUACAGCCCGUGCCGCCGAGCUCGCGUUAAGGGAGCUCCUCAGCUCUUGGAGAGCAGCCAAGGUACAGCUUGACAGCAAUUCGAUGCCAUUCGAUUUCGAUCCCCUAUCUCUCGAUUUCCCUGCCCUCACUCUGCAAUGUCUACAGCCUCCACCGACUCUUUUCUCGUCCACGCAACACCCCACCUCCACAUCUUGGUCAGUCCAAUCGCCAGGUCACCGCGAAUACGAGGCUCUGCGGACUUACUUCGCAGGAGAGUUCAAGGCUUGGAAAGUGACCUGUGCUUCUGCUACCACCGCCGUCAUGGAUGAGUUUAAAUAUCCGCCUUCGACAAAUAACAAUUUCCGAAACCCUCGGGAGUCGAUCCGCAAGGCUGAGAAAAUAGCCGAACAACUUGAGGCGCAAAUCGAUGAACACCUCCAGUCAGCAUACGCAGUAUGGGAGACUCUCCCAAUUCAACGACAGCAAGAGCUUUGGAUUCUGGAGUUAGCCCGGGGUGUGGGAAGAAAACACAAGGAGGCUGAGAAAAUGAAGGAGAAGCAGCACAGACUCAAGCAAGAGAAUGCCAACCUCAAAUCCCAGAUUGAGCAACUGAACAAGCUUCAGCAACCCAAGGAGUUCAGGCUUGCCCCACCAGUCACGAUUCCCCUUGAAAGGGAGUUGCUUUCCCUUUCUUACGAGCAGGCUGUCAAGGGCGGAAGGGCUGUAGGUUUCUCUAUCGAGGAUAGUCAACUCGACCUCGGUGCUCUCGUGACAAGAUCCAUCGAGCGCUGGAAGAGUGUUAUUGCUUCUUCAAGGGCCAAUGCUGCUGGGAUGAACGCCCAGAGGACGUUAGAACAAGCCAACCAGAAUCAAGCCUCUUCCGCUGCUGUCAACGGCACUCAACCAACGCCUCAAAUCCAGACGCCAUCUCAGCCACAUUUUCAACAGCAGCAGCAACAUCAACCGCAACGACCACAGCUUCCCAAACGCCAGUCAACAACUAGCAUUAACGGUGCUCCGAGCGAGCAUGCCACUACUUCGGCCUCGACAACUGGUCCAUCAUCAAUCGCCGAGGCCAGCGAUCAAGAUGCCGAUGCAGAGAUGGAGGAUGAUGAUAGCUUCGCCAUGGUCAAUGCAUCUCCAGUCAAGCCUCAACCACCUGUCCAGCAACAAGCAAGUCUAGAAGUACCACGAACGCGGCCUACCCAACAGCAACAGCAACAACAGAUGCAGCAACAACAACAACGAGCAGCAGCACAGUUUAUGAUGCCCAACGGAACUGGGAGCCCUAUAAACCGAAACGCCAUUAAUAUGAGUCGUUCGAUGCCAAAUAUGAAUAUGGCGAUGCAAAAUGGAGCAAUGCAUGGUGCAGACAUGGCCAUGGCUAUGCAGGGGCUUGACUCAAUUUGCUGGCAGCAGAGACUUAAAUCAGGAACUGCCGCCUGA
Molecule: messenger RNA, 1986 nt
Organism: Fusarium fujikuroi IMI 58289
Lineage: Eukaryota; Fungi; Ascomycota; Sordariomycetes; Hypocreales; Nectriaceae
Exons: 3
Coding region: 1-1986 (661 amino acids)
Source: RefSeq, a predicted model, not a curated record